CUUGCUUCCCACGUGGUGCCUGGCGCUGGGCGCUGAGCUGACUGAAUUGAUCAUCGGGGCUAUAAGAGUGAACAGCUAGAAGACACUGAGCACUGUACUCUAGCUGCUGUUCCGUCAGCAGCGCUACAAGCCGAGCAUGCUCUUUAUGCUGUCCACCUGCUUGUACAAGUAAACGACACAAAGGUAACGUGGGUAUGUCUCCCGAAGAGUCACUCAUUACUCUUUUUCGCAUCAGACUGUGCAAGUGAAGAGUACGUCGUUGUAUUGCAUUUGUGUCUGUCAUCCAUGGACAUAAAAGCUGCAGGAUAACUGAAGCAUCAUUACUUAAUUUUAUUUAUUUAUUUUUUUAAACUAGACGCGUUUAAUAUCAACACCAUUCAAGGGGAGAUGACUUCUAAAGAAAACCCAUUUAAAUAAUUCUACUCAUAAGAUUAAUUCACGGACCUUUUUUACGAAACUGCAAUCAUUGGAAGGUAAGAAGAUUAACUAAUAACGGGGGUUUGCCGACUUUGUGUGUGACUGACUGACUGGGCGUGUUACAAAAAUUAAAAAUGAAGUUUGCAAAAAAGGAAACAAAAGAAAACAAAGACACGCAAGGUUGAAAGUACGUUUUGAAAUACUUGAAUCAAACCAACCGUAGCUUUGUUUAUGUGGAGAGCUAACAUUUUAAAAAAAAUAAUAAAAUAAAUAAUAAUAAUAAUAAUCACGGAGGCACCUGCUUGAUAAAACAAUAAUGCCAAUUCAUUCUUGUUGUCAAUUAAAGGGCAGCUUCAAAAUGAAAAUUCAAAAGUAACAAAGAAAAACCGAAUCAAAUAAGGACUGACGCUCUGACAAUGUUUACUUUUUAAAAGCAUCCGUUAAACCGUUUAAUGUUCAACGUAGCGAAUCAAUCACUAAAAGAAGCAUUCUCUGCAAUGGACUGCCCCAGUUGUAACUAUAGCCAGACGAUCAAUGACACUGAGCCAGGUGAAAAAGGGGCUCCCUACUCCAUCCACAUCACUGUAUCCCUGAUCAUUCUAGUGGGGAUCCUCAUUCUCCUUACACUGUUUGGCAACGUCCUCGUUGUUAUAGCAGUGUUUACAAGCCGGGCAUUGAAAGCCCCACAAAACUUAUUUUUGGUCUCUUUAGCAUCUGCAGAUAUCUUGGUUGCCACCUUGGUCAUGCCCUUUUCCCUGGCCAAUGAACUAAUGGGCUACUGGUACUUUGGCAAAGUCUGGUGCGAGAUCUAUCUGGCCUUGGAUGUCUUGUUUUGCACAUCUUCAAUCGUCCAUCUGUGCGCCAUAAGUCUGGAUAGGUACUGGUCCAUCACCCAGGCCAUUGAGUACAACCUCAAGAGAACUCCACGAAGGAUCAAAUGCAUCAUAUUUAUUGUCUGGGUGAUCUCGGCAGUCAUAUCCUUCCCACCCUUAAUUUCAAUGGAAAAAGAACAGGGGAAGCAAGAAGACCCACGCUGUAAAAUCAACGACGAAAAGUGGUACAUCAUCUCCUCCUGUAUAUGCUCCUUUUUUGCCCCCUGCAUCAUCAUGAUUCUCGUUUACAUUAGAAUCUACCAGAUCGCCAAGAAGAGAACAAGGGUGCCCCCCAGCAAGAGAAACAACGAUGAGGUUGACAGAAAGCAGAAUGGCUUUAUGGACAAGGACUGCCCCGAGAAACUGAAUGGGGAAGAGGAGGACCCAGCUGGAGAUCAGGAGAUGGAUGGAGAAGACUUAGAAGAGUCCUCUUCUUCUGACCACAACGUCAGUAACCCUUGCUCGAUCAAGAAAAAGAGCAACAAGACACGGGGGAAGGCAAGGACCAAGCUGAGCCAGAUCAAACCAGGGGAUAACCUCCCCAAAAGGGAGGAAGAGCCAGCUGUGAAGGUGUCGCGGUGGAAAGGAAGGCAGAACAGAGAAAAGAGAUUCACUUUCGUGCUUGCAGUGGUGAUCGGGGUGUUUGUGGUUUGCUGGUUCCCCUUCUUCUUCACCUAUAGCUUGACUGCCAUCUGUCUCUCGUGCAACGUCCCCGAGACUCUGUUCAAGUUCUUCUUUUGGUUUGGGUACUGUAAUAGCUCCCUCAAUCCGGUUAUAUACACGAUAUUCAACCAUGACUUCAGGAGGUCUUUCAAAAAGAUCCUUUGCAAAGGAGACAGAAAGAGGGUUGUUUAAAAUGAUUUACAGACUGCAGAUUGUUUUGCAAGCUAUUCAAGAAUUGUAGAGUUCAACAUAGUUUGUAUUGUUGUUUGCAGGUCUGUGAAUACAUGGCAAUUCAGGGUUAAAUGACUAAAUAUGAGUUUUUGUAUGUGAAAACAAGCCACAUUAAUUAGUUUGUUUAAAGCUACAUGUACAGUAAGUAUUAGUUUAAACAUGGCAUAUAUAUAUAGAUAGAUAGAUAGAUAGAUAGAUAGAUAGAUAGAUAAAUGCUUUCUAUAAUUUAAUGAAUAUUUUUGUAAAAUCAGUAAUGUAUUGUGUCAGUAUUUUUUUUUAAUACUUUAAUAUUUGCCUCUCAUUUGCCAGAGUAUACCGCUGUUGAAUAUGACUUGGUUCUCAGUGCUUAUAGGUAAGGGAGGAAAGUGUCUGUUCAAAAAUCCAUUUGAGCAAAUACAACAGAAGAAAAAUACAGUAAGAGCCAGCAUUUCGAGAUAGUAAAUAGCUAUUGGUUUUCUGUCCAUGUUAAUACAUGCUUUUAUAUAGGUGAAAGCUAUCUGAAUGUAAUCUAGCUUUUUGUUUUGUUUUGUUUUUGUUGGCUGGGAAUUCAGAAAUAAAAAAUAAAAAUCCAACAUAGUGUUGACGUUGACAUGAAAUUGUGUAUACUGGCUAUAUAUAUAUAUAUAUAAUUUUAACUUCAGGCCAUACGCAAUACUAGCAUGUUUGAUCCCACUCCC
Molecule: messenger RNA, 2860 nt
Organism: Acipenser ruthenus (sterlet)
Lineage: Eukaryota; Metazoa; Chordata; Actinopteri; Acipenseriformes; Acipenseridae
Product: alpha-2A adrenergic receptor-like
Exons: 1
Coding region: 870-2144 (424 amino acids)
Biological process (GO): adenylate cyclase-activating adrenergic receptor signaling pathway
Cellular component (GO): membrane
Molecular function (GO): adrenergic receptor activity
Source: RefSeq, a predicted model, not a curated record